AGAGACCAGUAGGACGCAGACCAGAACAGAGGUCAGAGAGAGACAGUAGGACGCAGACCACACCAGAGAGAGAGAGACCAGUAGGACGUAGACCAGACCACAGAGAGAAACCAGUAGGACGCAGACCAGACCACAGGGCUUCCUAAUGGAUUAAUAGCAUGACCGGUGAUGAAUUAGAAAAGGUUUGGUGAAAUCCAACAUACUAUGUGCGAUGGAGAAAUAUGAGAAAUUGUCUAAGAUCGGAGAGGGUUCCUACGGCGUGGUGUUCAAGUGCAGACACCGGGACAGCGGACAGGUGGUCGCCAUCAAGAAGUUCGUGGAGUCCGAGGAGGAUCCCGUGAUCAAGAAGAUAGCCUUGCGAGAAAUACGCAUGCUCAAGCAACUGAAGCACGUCAACCUGGUGAACCUUCUGGAGGUGUUCAGGAGGAAGAGACGGCUCCACCUGGUCUUUGAGUUCUGCGAGCAGACGGUCCUCAACGAGCUGGACAAGCACCCCAGGGGGGUUCCUGAGGGCCAGCUAAAAAGCAUUGUCUGGCAGACGCUGCAGGCAGUCAACUUCUGCCACAGACACAAUUGCAUCCACCGUGACGUCAAACCAGAGAAUAUCCUCCUUACCAAGACCGGUGUCAUCAAGCUGUGUGACUUCGGCUUUGCACGCAUUCUAACUGGUCCCGGAGAUGACUACACAGACUACGUGGCAACCCGCUGGUACCGGGCCCCUGAGCUGCUGGUGGGGGACACCCAGUACGGGCCCCCCGUGGACGUGUGGGCCCUGGGGUGUGUGUUCGCCGAGCUGCUCAACGGCAACCCCCUCUGGCCCGGAAGGUCCGACGUGGACCAGCUCUACCUCAUCAGGAAGACCCUAGGGGACCUAAUACCGCGGCAUCAGCAAGUGUUCCACUCCAACGUUUUCUUCAGUGGUGUCAGUAUCCCGGAACCCGACACGAUGGAACCUCUGGAGAAACGCUUCCAUGUGGUUUCUCCUCACGCCCUCCAGGUCAUGAAGUCCUGCCUGGUGAUGGACCCCUGCCUCAGGCUGUCCUGCGAGGCCAUCCUGGAGCUCCCCUACUUCCAGGAGGAGGGGGCCGCGCCCUGGGGCCGUGAGGGGGAGAGGCCCGGCCGAAGGAGCGACAAGGGCUCUCGCCGCAGACAGGCAGGGGCUCAGUAUCUGCCUCACCUACCAAGCAGUAACAUCUCCCCAGCCCCAGAGGUGAAGAAACAGGUCAGGCAUAAAUACCACCAUCAUCUGCCCAACAUUUAAGCUGUGGUGGACUUGGAGGAAUCUGCACACGGAGGCAAGACGCUUAACCCAGAUACAGUCCUGAUCACCCGCAGAUCUAAAGAAAUCCUCUGAGGGGAAGUGUGGAUCAUAAAGAUACAGUCAUAGUCAUACUACUCAAAACUACUAUUUUAGAUCUCUAGUAGAAAAUACAGACUACCGCUAUAAAGUAUAAAUUAUACUCGCAGUAAACCUAGUCACAUCAAAUCUACAGUUAGAGUAGCAGUAAAAACUACAUUCACAACUGUGUUGGUUAACAUUUUAUUCAGUACGAAAAAUAUAUCACAAUUUAAUGGGCAUGAUUUAUUCACAAAUUGUGUAUCCUUUCCAUGUGGUAAAAAUACCGAUUUUUGUGUUCUUGUAAGUAAAAAUAAUACUACUCCGUAUUCAGGUAUAUCAUGGAAGCCAAUGUAUGAUAUGGACAUGUAUUACCAGAUAACUAUUACAAAUUCCCCUUUUGAUGUUAUAUUUUAGAAAGGCAGACCUUCAGAAACCCAGUAAAUGCUUUUAUAGGCUAGAGUAUUACCGUUAUUUGUAAUUAGAAGACUAAUAUUAGUAUAGUUUAUACAUAUUUUCAGUGAUAAAAAAAGACGAAUGUGAUGAGUUUCAAUAAUAAAAAGAAAAAGAACAA
This is a messenger RNA of Gadus morhua (Atlantic cod), 1910 nucleotides long. Its product is annotated as cyclin-dependent kinase-like 1. Gene Ontology annotation, molecular function: protein serine/threonine kinase activity; ATP binding. Lineage: Eukaryota; Metazoa; Chordata; Actinopteri; Gadiformes; Gadidae. Gene Ontology annotation, cellular component: nucleus. The record is from RefSeq and is a predicted model, not a curated record. The coding region runs from base 212 to 1261 and encodes 349 amino acids. Gene Ontology annotation, biological process: protein phosphorylation. The transcript is spliced from 10 exons.